This is a messenger RNA of Parasteatoda tepidariorum (common house spider), 945 nucleotides long. It is a transcript of the gene HHEX, whose product is annotated as Hematopoietically expressed homeobox. Lineage: Eukaryota; Metazoa; Arthropoda; Arachnida; Araneae; Theridiidae. The record is from RefSeq and is a predicted model, not a curated record. Gene Ontology annotation, molecular function: RNA polymerase II cis-regulatory region sequence-specific DNA binding; DNA-binding transcription factor activity, RNA polymerase II-specific. Gene Ontology annotation, biological process: regulation of transcription by RNA polymerase II; cell differentiation.
AAUAGAAUAGUGGCUUCUGUUAUCAUGUUUCCUGCUGAAGCUCUCAUUAACCGACAACAUCACUUCCCUUCAACACUCUCAAAAGAUUUCAUUCCUGUUUCUAGCAUGAUUUGCAACUGAUUUCUUUUUUUAUCAAAGAUGAUUCUGAAGCAAAAAUAUGUUAAAAUGGCGGAUACAAAGAAGCAAACUGAAGGUGGAUCAUCUUUCAUGAUUGAUGCAAUUCUGGGAAAAAACACAGAUAUUUCUGAAAAUAACUUGAAACUUCUUUCAACUGAACCAGAAAUUAUUAACUCUUGUCAUACAAUUCUUAAGCCAACUCCUAUGUCUCCGGCUAGUUUUAUGGGACUUUUCUCUCCUGCAAUAUGUCAGGAACAUAAUGUAUUCACAUUUCCAACAAAUAAUUCACCAUUGACGAGAAGCGAACACAUUUUUCGCUCAUCAAUUUUUCGACCUUAUCUUGAAAAUGAUAUUACACAUUCAUCUAUUGUUGGUUUGGCUAACUCAAAUUCUGAAUCCCGUCCACUGUUAUGGAAACAUAUUCUGCCUCGAAAUACUCUGAAAAGAAAAGGUGGUCAAAUCCGAUUUACUAGUGAGCAAACAGGAAAAUUAGAAAAGACCUUUUCUGAACAGAAAUACUUAUCACCCACGGAAAGGAAAAGACUAGCAUCCUUACUAACUCUUACGGAGAGACAGGUAAAAACGUGGUUUCAAAACCGAAGAGCGAAAUGGCGGAGAUUAAAGCAAGAGGAGUCGAUAACAGCUGAGGAAUCAACAGAUGAACUUAGAUGAAAAUUCAUUCAUUAGUGGGUUUUCCAGAUAAUUUUCGCUUAGUUUGAAAUAUUAUUUUGUAAAAAAAUUUAGAAAUUGUAUUCGCUUACAUUGGAGUAUUUUGUGUAUAAUCCAUACUUAAUAGAGAAAUAAAUAACGUUACUUUUAUUUAUUUCA